Dendronephthya gigantea is the source of this 2684-nucleotide messenger RNA. RefSeq names its product protein zyg-11 homolog. The record is from RefSeq and is a predicted model, not a curated record. Lineage: Eukaryota; Metazoa; Cnidaria; Anthozoa; Malacalcyonacea; Nephtheidae. The transcript is spliced from 17 exons. Bases 110 to 2425 code for a protein of 771 amino acids. Gene Ontology annotation, cellular component: Cul2-RING ubiquitin ligase complex.
CAAAAUGGUGAAAUAAUAAUAAAGUGCAAUAAUGUACUAAGACAACAUUUUGCCAUAAUUUUGUUGAAGUAAAUGCUGUGUUGAAUGACUGUAUGGGAUUAUUUCAAGUAUGUGUACAACAUCACCAGGAUCACUGCUAUAUUUAACCGUGGAUUUCAUAGCAAAGAAUUAUAAACAACUUUGUGACGUACGAAAAUAUGUGGAAAAUGGCGAGGAACAUUCAUAUAAGAUGGAUCAUUAUUAUAUUCCUGUGCUUGUGUUUAAGAGAGAUUGCUGUUUACCAUCAGUCGUCUGUGAAUUAUUGUUACAAAGAUUUCUUUUCCACUACAAUAGCAGCUCAUCAAUAGAUUUUUUUACACUGUUCACAAACCCAGAUCGUUGCCCCUUGAAAAAGUUUUCUUUGGCAAAUGUAUAUCACAAAUUUUUCUAUGAUCAUGACUCAAGUCUGUUCAACAUUUUGAAGAUGAUUAUAAGCUCCCAGAAUUUGCAGGAAUUGGACACUGGUCCUUUAUAUAAUCAUAUCAUUUUGGAUACAGAUUUUUCCAAGUCAAACUGUGUGACUACCCUAAAAAAGGUGACAAUUUCUGGGCACACAAGCGGGCACACCCGGGUUAGCUUCUUGUCAGCACAAGAAAAGCCGAUACGAGAUAGUUUUCUGGGAAAUUUUACUAAUUUGAAACAUCUGAGUCUUAGAGAUUGUGAAGUUAACAUAAAGGACAAUGAUGUAGAAAUAUUGGCAUCUGAAUUGAAACAUUUAGAAAGUUUAGAUUUGUCAUCUACUCUGGUGUCAACCAUACAUGCGCUCAACAAGCUUGCAAAAAGUCUCAAGGUUCUUAUUAUCCACAAUACACCACUUGUUCAGUCUAAUAUGACUGAUCUGUUCAACUUUUCAAAUUUACGUCACCUUGACAUUUCACGCAAGAUUAAUGAGGAUAAUGAUAAUAUGUCAGACUCUGAACUAAAUAAAUUUUUCACUUCAAAACAUUGCCUGACACUACUGACAUCAUUGGAUAUUUCUGGAGCUGGCAUUCUUGACAAUGAUGCUUUCCAGCAUUUUUUUGAGAAACAUAAAAGGCUCUGUUUCUUGGGUUUGCUUGGUGUUCAUCAUAGAUUAAACUCUUGCAAUGCAUUAAGAAUGGAAAAUGUGCAGGUUACUGGCGAAAGGUCCGUAGAUCAAGUACUAGCCUGCCUGUCUCAUUAUAGAAACAGACCUUCGUAUUUAACUAAAGCAUUAAAGAGAUUGUUCAAUCUUUCUUAUGAGGAUAAUUUGAAAGAAAAUGUUGAUAAACGAAGGAAUAUUAUUAAGCUGGUUCUUGAUAUCAUGCGAAAGUAUAUGAAUAUCAAUUUUGAAGAUUUACAAACAGCGGCAAGUGCCUGUCUUCAUAACUACGUCAAAUGUGAUGCAGAAAAUGGAACAAACUCACUUCAUGUCAGCUAUCUAAGUGAUAUGGUUGCAGUUGUCAUUGAAGUUUUAGAAACAUUUCCUAAGGCAGAGCAGAUACAGAGGAAUUGCUUGGUCGUAAUGUACAACAGAUAUAUUCUAAGUGGCGCUAAAUUCAAUGCAUUUCAAUUAUUCGAUCUACUUUUCAAAGCGGUGAUAUCAAUUCCUGAAGGGAAUGUAGUUGGUAUUGCACUGGAUAUGUGCGCGUACUUAUCUUCAAAGAUUUCAGUGGAGGAGACACUGAAACUUGGAACGAGACAAAAUAUUGAGAAAUUAUUGUCGAUACUAAGGACACAUGUGCAAGCGGCGAGUGCUGAACCUCUGGUGGACAAUAUACUUCUGUGUUCUUUGCGUGUACUGUGGAAUCUGACAGAUGAAGCCCCACGGACUUGCCACUUGGUGAUUCAGAAUGCUCAACAGUUGAUGGUAUUUCAAGCGUUGCAGACAUUUGAUAAAAAGAGCGACGUUUUAACAAAGCUUCUUGGUGUGAUGAACAAUUUGGCUGAGGUGGUUGCCAUUCGGCCAGCAUUGAUGUGUGAUGAAUGCGUGUCUUUGUUACGAAAAUAUCUAGACGAGAAUUAUACGAUGGAUGUGAGUUAUUUCGCUGCAGGAACACUUUGCAAUUUAUUGCUUGACCUGCCUGAACAUCUAGUAUUGAACUGUGGUACAAAAUCCGAUCUUUUACUUUGUCUGGGAAGUGCAGUCAACCGAUGGAAACAUGUCGAGACUGUUAUGGUUGGUUACAGAACUUUUAAAUCUUUUGUUCCCUUAUUAAAUUCGUCAUUUCCUGACGUCCAGCUUUGGGCAAUCUGGGCAAUUCACCAUGUUUGUUCUCAAAAAGUUGAACGGUAUAGUCAGUUGUGUUUUGAAGAAGGAAUUGUGGAUUUAUUAAGAACGCGAACAACUUCUGGGAAUCGGCCAGACGUCAAGGAGUUAGCUGUGCAAGCACUGAAUGUGAUUGAAUCAAAUGGGGAUAAAGCUUAAGCGUGUAUGAACUUUUAGUAUACAAUGUGCAUGUAAACCAUGAGUGUCAAUGUAAGGCAACUGUUUCUGAUGUCAUACAUACUUCUUAUGUGCCAUGAUAGCUAGCGCAUUUACACAACAUGAUCGUUACAUGAGUUUCCUGAACUGAUAACCAGACCUAAGUUAAAGCGGAUUCAUUAAUGAGCCCUGGUAAAUCAAACUUUCAAUGAUGUAAUUUCAAUGAUGUAAAUAGUGUAUCAUGCUAUAAUAUGAACGAAAG